This is a messenger RNA of Paramecium sonneborni, 186 nucleotides long. NCBI's taxonomy places the organism in Eukaryota, Ciliophora, Oligohymenophorea, Peniculida, Parameciidae. The record is from the annotation of a GenBank genome assembly.
AUGAGGAAUUUGUAUCUUGAAUUCUUUAAAGCUUAAAAAGAAUAAUUAUUUGAGUUAGAAAUGAUCUCUAGUUUGAACUUCUAUUUUUUAAAAAAAAAAGAAAAAUAAUUCGAAGAUUCCUAUACCAUUUAUUAUUUUAACUUGAUGAUCUUGAUGAAAAUCGAUUAAUUAAAUUUUAGAAUUUGA